Sphaeroforma arctica JP610 is the source of this 2523-nucleotide messenger RNA. RefSeq lists its product as hypothetical. Bases 522 to 2114 code for a protein of 530 amino acids. Gene Ontology annotation, biological process: sterol biosynthetic process. Gene Ontology annotation, molecular function: iron ion binding; C-4 methylsterol oxidase activity. The transcript has a single exon. The record is from RefSeq and is a predicted model, not a curated record. Lineage: Eukaryota; Ichthyosporea; Ichthyophonida.
CUGAAUUACAACACAUGCAGCAUCCAUUUAUAGCUCUGUAUCGCGGUUAAAAACUGCACUCAAAUACGAUGGCGAUAAACGAUACCUCGCAGGCUUGUUGCUAAUAAUUGCUAAUGUGAUAUUUAAUUUGAAAGAGGCUCUUUCACAUACAGACAACGGUGCCAUAUAACUCUAUUAGAUAGCUUUUAUGUCUUUAUAAUUUCUCCAUGUCAAUAUCAACGUACAGUUCGUUUAUUGCCAACAUAUUAUAUUUAGCUCGUGCUCUUAAUCACUAGAGGUAGUAAACUUACCUGUUGAGGGGUCUGAUCAAAGUGUCACAAGCUAUAGAAUCCUGCGGAUCGUCAGCGGUCGAAAACGUCUAUUAACUCUAUUGUUGGAAGUGGUCAUCUAUUUCCGGGAAAUAGCUAAUUUCAGAUAGUUUACAACUUGAGGGAACAAGCCCACACUUUCCCAUCAAUCCACAGCAGGGUUUAAGAUCCGGCCUUUCUGACACAUAAGCAAAACUCAGUGCUUUCUACGAUAUGGGAAGAUUCCACCUCAGCACUUACAUCCAGGUAAACGCCCUGAUAGCGGGUGUGGGCGUGGCCACCUACCUUCUCGCGCAUGACACCAUACAGCGCGUUAAACACAACACAGACAGUGCAGACUUGGUUGUACACAAUCAUACCCUUAUAGGGGCAUUUUCACAUGUCAGAAUAUGGGAUAUGUUUGUGCUGCACGCCGGGGUAGUGAUACGCAAUGCCGUUAUAUUGGCGGCGUUGACGUUUCUUACAAGACACAAACCGGUCAUAGUACCACCUCAACGGAAGGGGUCGGCGAAAAAUACAGAUGACGUGCAUUCUGAGAAGAACAAGUUAGAAAGUAUACCAACUGAGAAUAUGCAUGCUUCUGGUAUAGCGCGCGAGUUAUUAGCCGCAGAUGAAGGUUGGGAAGCCAGGAAAGCAUGCGUAGUUUGUGACAGCGAAGUGCGGGCACAAGUUUGCGAUACGAUGAAACUGGCAAUGAAUGGUGCAAGUAGUGCUAAUAAUAGAAUACAACACACACUAGGAUCGAAAUCAAGGAGUAUUCACAACGAAGAGCAUACAUCAAAUGCCACAGAUAUUAGCUACAGCAGCGCACGAGUCUGCGGGAAGGAGCGGAAGUGUGAGCUGUCCUCAAGUACACAGCAAUCAGAUUCAGGACUAACGCAAGAACAAUACUCGCUGAAAGACGAGAGUGGUGUAGAGGGUAGCAAGGGGAUGCCACUCAAAACAAUCGAUACGAAAAUUGGGUUAGGAGUGAAAGAAACUGAACCCAGCUCGUAUUUCUCAGGGGAAAAUAGGGAGAUGAUCUUGCGGAUGGUGUUCAUAGCGGGUGUAUCCGAGAUAUUCAGCCUGAUGUACCAGCUACCACGUACCACGGAUGUAGCUUUACCUACAGUUGACGUACUGAAAGAAGGGUGGCAGGGUAUGGCUACCAACUGCAUGGCUAUGGCGAAUAGCACGCUCGCGUAUAAUAUAUCUACAGUACAAGACCUGAACCAUACUACAGUUAACUUUGUGGCAGAUGUAGGCCGUAUGUAUACAGAACCGCAUACUGGAAUAGAUAGCGUAUAUCUGUUGCUCAGUUACGGAUGCCUAUUCAUUGGCGGGUGGGUGGCCUUCACGUUCAAGAUGCUGUGGUUUGAACUUAUUUUUGAUUUGUGCCACUACUGGGCACAUCGGGUUUUCCACAGUCACAAGUGGUUGUACCGAAAUUUCCACAAACUGCACCACCGCCACCUGCACCCCUCACCGCUGACCACCUACAUGCAGGGCUGUGGAGAUGUGUUGCUAAGCAACACAUUACCUUUUUGCGUGGCCCUGAGUGUCUCGCCUGUAUUUAGUGAGCUGGAGUUGUACGUGUUGUUAAGUUAUAAAACCUUUGUGGAGGUGGCUGGACACACGGGUAAGGUUAGCAGAGCGAGCUCGUUUCCGGCUAUGCCUCCGUUGGUGAAUGUGUUGGGGAUCGAUCUGCACACAGAGGACCACGACCUGCACCAUACUCAUUUCAACUACAACUACAGCAAACGGUUUGUGCUAUGGGACAAACUGUUCGGUACAUACUACUACAUAGACAGCUCAGAGAAGGGAUGAGAGUGAAAGGAGCGGACAAGGGAGGUAUGUAUGAGGUGUUGAAGAGUUCAAGAGCCCUAUAAUCGGUAACUUGCAUCGUAUGAGGGUAUGCAAUAAGUACCUGGGGUUGGAAGGUGCAUUUUUUUCGACGAUCUCGCACAUCCCGGUGGCCGGGUCUACUGUUUGAAACAGAAAAAACCGGUCGCAACAGUGACUAAUCCGGGGAGGCAGCAGUCAACCAAAGUACUAUAUGACGUUCGGAAAUAAGAGGAGGAAGGUGACAGAUGAGUAUUGAUGAGAAGGCGUAUAUCAACGACAACAAUGAGAACAAUUCCGAAUGCCAUACGAUGGGCCGUGCUAUCAAUGGAAACAUGCAGCCGUCAUGUGCACAUUGAUAUAGGUGAAGAAUAAACAUUAGUUGAUGGACAGG